AUGAAACGAAGAGAACGUAGCUGGAUUUAUGAAAGGAUGAUUGGGCAAAGUAUUAAUCCAGAGUUCGUGGAAGGGGUUGAUGAAUUCAUUCAGUACGUCACAGAUCAUCCCGAGAGUAGUAACCCGAAUGAAGUUAGGUGUCCAUGUGUUAAAUGUAAGAAUAAACGCCUUUGGGAUGCAGAUACGGUUAAAAUACAUCUGUAUCGCAAGGGUUUCAUACCAAACUACUAUGUGUGGAUGUGUCAGGGGGAAGGGUAUCCGGGAAUUCCUGAACGGCGACCCAAUGAAUAUCGUGACAUGGUUUUCAACACUUUUGGUCAUAGUGAAGAUCAGGGGCACUCAGAUCAGGCUUCUAAAAGUCCAUUAUACGAAGGGAGUUCUUUGUCUGUGUUAGAGAUGGCCGCUAGAAUCACUAGUCUAAAAUGUGAGUAUAAUUUGCCUCACAGAUGUGUUGAUGGGUUUGCUUCUUUGCUAAGUGAGGUGAUUCCGAACAACAGCCAUAUGACCGACACUUUCUACGAGGUGAAGAAGAUUGUGAAGGGAUUGGAACUGUCCCAUCAAAAGAUUCAUGCAUGCCCGAAAGGGUGUAUGUUGUUUUGGAAGGUUGAUGCUCAAUUGUUUGCAUGCAGGGUGUGUGGCAGCGACCGAUACAAGCAGACUUCCAAAGGUAGCCUAGUGCCUUUAAAUGUUCUAUUUUAUUUCCCGAUCACACCCAGGUUGCAAAGACUGUUUGCAACGAAGAACAUUUUGGAGGAAAUGACAUGGCAUUUGAAAAAUCCCAGAGUUCAAGGCACAAUGGCACACCCUAGUGACAACGUAUCUUGGAAGCACCUCGAUUGUCGGUUUCCAGAGUUUGCUUCUGAGCCUCGUAAUGUAAGACUUGGCUUGUGUACAGAUGGUUUUGCUCCUCAUGGUAAGUUUGGGGGUCAAUAUUCUUGUUGGCCUGUCAUUUUGACCCCUUAUAACUUGCCUCCCUCAAUGUGCAUUGAUUAG
Molecule: messenger RNA, 993 nt
Organism: Chenopodium quinoa (quinoa)
Lineage: Eukaryota; Viridiplantae; Streptophyta; Magnoliopsida; Caryophyllales; Amaranthaceae
Exons: 2
Coding region: 1-993 (330 amino acids)
Source: RefSeq, a predicted model, not a curated record